GCCCUUAGCAACCGACCUAGCAACGGUCGCGGAGCAGCUGCAGCUGCUGCCUCCGGCUCUUUGCCAGUCCUCUGCUGCAGCGGCUGGGCCUGGCCAAGGGAAGGACCGGCGGGGACACAGUGCGUCCCCACGGCGGCUGCAAGAAGACUAAACAUGGAUGGCAGCCGGAGAGUCAGAGCAACCUCUGUCCUUCCCAGAUAUGGUCCUCCCUGCCUAUUUAAAGGACACUUGAGCACCAAAAGUAAUGCUUUUUGCACUGACUCCUCUUCUCUCAGACUAAGCACUCUCCAGCUGGUCAAGAAUCACAUGGCUGUUCACUAUAAUAAAAUCCUUUCAGCCAAAGCUGCAGUAGACUGCUCAGUUCCAAUAAGCAUGAGUGCUAGCAUCAAAUAUGCAGACCAACAACGAAGAGAGAAACUCAAAAAAGAAUUAGCACGAUGUGAAAAAGAAUUCAAAUUAACUAAAACUGCAAUGCAAGCCAAUUCUAAAAAUAAUUCCAAGUCAUUUUUAAAUACCCUACAAAAGCCCUCAGGGGAACCACAAAAUGAGCAUCAAGUGUUAUUAGAAGAAGUGCAUGGAUUUCAGUCCUUUGCAAGGUCGCUAGUACCUUCUUCAGAGAGACUAAAUUUACCUAAAUCUGAUAAAGUCUUCGUGAAUGGUACUGAGAAGAACUCCAGUUCCUCCCUGUCCAGUAUGGAUUAUAUAGCCUCUGGGCCCAGGAAACCCUGUUCUGGAACUCCAUAUGGCAGAAGGCCCAGGAGCUCAUUCCCAAAUUCCCACCGGUUUCAGCUAGUCAUUUCAAAAGCACCCAGUGGAGAUCUUCUGGAUAAACAUUCUGAACUCUUUUCUAACAAACAAUUGCCAUUCACUCCCCGCACUUUAAAAACAGAGGCAAAAUCUUUCCUGUCACAGUAUCGAUAUUAUACACCUGCCAAAAGAAAAAAGGAUUUUACAGAUCAACGGAUAGAAGCUGAAACCCAGACUGAAUUAAGCAGCUUUAAUUCUGAUUUUGGGACAGUUGAGAAUAAGAACUUGACAGAUUCUGAAGUGAACAUAAAGCAGGCAUCUAAUUGUAUAACAUAUGAUACCAAAGAAAAAAUAACACCUGUAGCUUUACAAGAGUCUGACUUCACAUGGGGCAAGAUUAAACAUGGUACUCUUCGGUAUUUCUCACCAAGGACAGUAUGUCAGUAUUCCCUGCAUUCUCCUUCAGGGAGUAAAAUCUACUCUGAUGAAGAAGAACUGUUGUACCUGAGUUUUAUUGAAGACGUAACUGAUGAAAUUUUGAAACUUGGUUUAUUUUCAAACAGGUUUUUAGAACGACUGUUUGAGCGCCAUAUUAAACAAAAUAAUCAUUUGGAGGAGGAAAAAAUGCGCCACCUGCUGCAUGUCCUGAAGGUAGACUUAGGCUGCAUGCCCCAGGAAAACUCAGUAAAGCUAAAUGAUGUUGAAAUUUUGAAUUUACUUGAUUUGAAAAAGGCUGGGAAUUCUGGAAAAAAUGAACUUAAAAAUAAGCAAGAAGUAACAAUUCAGCAGGAACGCCAAGAAUACAGAAAUGCUUUGGAUAUGUUACUGUCUGCACCAAAGGAUGAGAACGAGACUUGCUCUUCACCAAGUGAAUUUUUCAUGCCUAUCUAUAAAUCAAAGUAUUCAGAAGGGGUUAUAAUUCAACAAGUGAAUGAUGAAACAAAUCUUGAAACUUCAAAUUCGGAUGAAAACAAUCCAAGUAUUUCUGACAGUUUAAUAGAUCAGGAAACUUCUGUGAAUGUCCUUGAAGGUGACAGUGAUACUGAAAAGAUUGAGACUUCAAAUGAAUUAUGUUGUCUUGACCCACCAUUCUCCCAAUCUGUUCAGUUCUCUGGUGUCAAAGGUGACAAUAAUCAUGACGUGGAAUUACCAACGCUUAAAAUCAUGGAAAUGAGCAUUGAGGACUCCCCUGUGGAUACUUGAUCUUCAUUAAUAAAUACCUCAAGUGGCCAGUAACUCAA
Nycticebus coucang (slow loris) is the source of this 1988-nucleotide messenger RNA. RefSeq names its product spermatogenesis associated 7 (gene SPATA7). The record is from RefSeq and is a predicted model, not a curated record. Gene Ontology annotation, biological process: protein localization to photoreceptor outer segment; photoreceptor cell maintenance; protein localization to photoreceptor connecting cilium. Lineage: Eukaryota; Metazoa; Chordata; Mammalia; Primates; Lorisidae. Gene Ontology annotation, cellular component: ciliary basal body; rod photoreceptor outer segment; photoreceptor distal connecting cilium. The coding region runs from base 154 to 1950 and encodes 598 amino acids. The transcript has 12 exons.